GUAGAUUUGUAUAAUACUCGAGAAUCCCACACAAGCAAUGUGGGAUGCCGACAACACAGGUUUCAGAGUGCCUGAUCAAAGACCAUUGCGUCCUCUGAUGUGAACCAAGAGGUAAACUCCUAAGGUGCACCAUGAAGGCUUCUUUCCUCCCUUUGCUCUUGACUGGGCUAGCAGGGUUGGCGUCAGCCGCCUCACUUGCUGACGCUCCUCAAUGCGCUAUAUCCUGCGCUCUUUCGGCUCUUCCCGAGUCGCCUUGCACCAUAUCGAAUCAGACAUGUCUUUGUGUCGAUCCGACUUUCAACAGGCUUGUUGGCGACUGCGUCAAGAAUGCGUGCACAAUCAAAGAAGCACUGGCUGUGACAAACUUGACGUGGUCAUCAUGCGGAUUCCCUUUGACUGAUCGGACGAGUACGGCACGAUACACGACCAUCUUCUUGUUCAUACUGCCCGUGGUUUUCAUGGCAAUCCGGCUGUCGGCUAGAUUUCUGCGUCUCGCACCCUGGGGAGCCGAGGAUACGGCGAUAUGCAUUGCUUUUGCAUUUUUAGUACCUUUUCCACCGAUCAUAUUCCUUAUGAUGCGAUACGGCCUGGGGCGAGAUAUCUGGACUCUGCAGCCGUACGAGAUUACAAUGUUUCUGAAACUUCUGUUCAUUCUCCAACUCUUUUACAUAUCAGGUCUAGCCGUCAUCAAAGCCUCGGUGAUAUACUUAUACAUACGAGUCUUCAACAUUCAAGGCUUCAGAACCGUCCUGUGGUGCACACAGAUUUUCAACUUCCUUCUCGGAGGAAGCUACAUCUUGCUCAGCCUCGUCCAAUGUCAACCAUUUCAACAUUAUUGGAACGGGUGGGAUGGCGAGCAAGAGGGCCACUGCGCAGAUCUUAACACAAUUGGCUUGACCCAUGUCGCUUUCAACAUCGCACUAGACGUUUGGAUGCUGAUCUUACCGGCGACGCAACUUUACAAGCUCAACAUGGAGCUCAAGAAGAAAAUUGGCGUGAUGGCCAUGUUCAGUAUAGGCAUAUUCCUGACUUCGGUGAGCAUCGUACGGAUCAAGAGUCUCCUGGUGUUUGCUACAAGCUUCAAUAUCACUGCCGACUGCCUCUGGGGUAUUAUUUGGUCAUACGUGGAGCUUUGCGUCGGGAUCUUUGUCGCCUGCAUGCCCGCCGCUCGACAGCUUGCUUGGAGAUUCUUUCCCAAACUUGUCAAUUACACCCGAAAUUCACUUACAGGAUCGAGUAAAUCAAAGCGCGAGGUUCAAAAUGAGGAACUCACACCGAUCGCACAGGGGAGGCAAUCUCCGAAGUCGGGUACUCUGUCAUCAACGAUCACGCAAUCGAACGCUGGGUCUGUCAUGGAUCCUAACACACCUCGGAGUGCAACGUUCGGUCUUCCAUAACUAGGGUACUACAUAAUUAUGUUUCAUGAAGGCAAGAAGUCGGAAUAAUCAGCGAGUCAGAAACUUGGAAUCCUUUAUUCAUUAAGAGUUGCUCUAUAUUACAUAUUAUUAGAUUGAUACCACUAGAGCGGCCUUCUCCGAAACUCUAAUUGAAGCAUAUUCAUGUCAACUUCCUUGAUUGGUCGCCAUGACUUUUUCGAAACAGCUGAUGAUAUCGUAGACAGUAAAGUCA
This is a messenger RNA of Colletotrichum godetiae, 1629 nucleotides long. RefSeq lists its product as uncharacterized. NCBI's taxonomy places the organism in Eukaryota, Fungi, Ascomycota, Sordariomycetes, Glomerellales, Glomerellaceae. The record is from RefSeq and is a predicted model, not a curated record. The coding region runs from base 132 to 1397 and encodes 421 amino acids. The transcript has 8 exons.